Molecule: messenger RNA, 576 nt
Organism: Brassica napus (rape)
Lineage: Eukaryota; Viridiplantae; Streptophyta; Magnoliopsida; Brassicales; Brassicaceae
Product: 40S ribosomal protein S27-2
Exons: 4
Coding region: 147-401 (84 amino acids)
Biological process (GO): translation; ribosomal small subunit assembly
Cellular component (GO): cytosolic small ribosomal subunit; ribosome
Molecular function (GO): structural constituent of ribosome; RNA binding
Source: RefSeq, a predicted model, not a curated record
CAUUUCGAAGGUCCUAAAUGGAAGUAAGGUUAGAUGGUCGUGUGGUAUAGUGGUAUAUAAGGGGAGGAUGAGGAAACCCUAAAAAACCCUCUCGCUUAUUGCUGCCGUCGCUACUCUCUUUACCGUGCCUUGAGAUUCUUGCGAAGAUGGUUCUACAAAACGAUAUCGAUCUGCUUAACCCACCAGCAGAGCUUGAGAAGAGGAAGCACAAGCUCAAGCGUCUUGUUCAAUCUCCCAACUCAUUCUUCAUGGAUGUGAAGUGCCAAGGCUGCUUCAACAUCACUACUGUUUUCAGUCACUCGCAGACUGUUGUGGUGUGUGGAAACUGCCAGACAGUUCUUUGCCAGCCUACAGGAGGAAAGGCCAGGCUCACAGAAGGAUGCUCUUUCAGGAAAAAGUGAGAUUUGAUUUUGAAGCUUGAAGCAAUCAUCAAAUCAGUCAAAGCCGUUUUCUUUUUUGUUCUAAUGAUAUUAUGAAUCUUGGUUAUCUGUUUUAAAAAGGUUGGAGUUUAGUGGAAGAAACCUUUGUUGAUGUUUGGAUUUUAAGGUUAUUACUAUUUUAAAGGUUCUUUUGAGA